CAUAUCUCCUGCUCUUUGAUCUCAGUUCGCCCUUCGAUUUAGUGGAGGCCAUCGCGUCCUCGACCAUCCCUGACUUGCUAUUUCGCUUCGAUCGGCUCAGCUUCUUGAAUAUCUGGGACCUGCCUCUCGAUUUUGCCUCACCAAAAAUCAGAGGAGAAAAAGUAAGUUGUUCGAGUCUGAAUGGCGCAAGAGAGCUGGAAAAAGGAUACCGAACAAACUGACUGCGAAACCCCUGAAGUCCCCAUUUUAUGUGCAAACAAAUGUGGGUUUUUUGGAACUGCCAUGAACAAUAACCUCUGCUCCAAAUGCUACAAGGAUAUUGCCAUGAAACAUGAGUCAAUGGUUUCUUCCCCUAUUACAGAAUUGGAGAAACCGAAGAUUGUUCCAUCUUCUUCUGUGCAGAUCAACCACACUGAAGGUUUGAGUAAAGGGGAUGGGCCAAGUGAGCCCAAGGUUGUUGAUGAUCAACUGAAGGGCUUGUUGAAGAAGCAAUCAGCUAACCGAUGCACCCAAUGCCAGAAAAAGAUAGGUUUGAUUGGCUUCAAAUGCCGGUGUGGCGGCGCCUUUUGUUCCUCUCAUAGGUACCCUGAGGCACAUGAAUGCUCAUUUGACUACAAGGCCGCUGGCCGUGUGGUGUUAGCCAAAGAGAAUCCUGUUGUGAUGGCAAAGAAGUUGGAGAAAAUUUGAAGUCAUAGUUCUUGAAUAGGGAUACGAAGGCAUGUUCUUUGGAAAUCAGAUAGCCAAGUCUUUAUUCUUCGAAUUGAAGAUGGUAGUGCGCUUUUGAUGUAAAAAGAAACUUUUAUCAAAUGUAUGGGUUUAACCCUGUUUAAGUCAAUAUGAAUAUUAUAGCAUCCU
Zingiber officinale is the source of this 855-nucleotide messenger RNA. Its product is annotated as zinc finger A20 and AN1 domain-containing stress-associated protein 9-like. Gene Ontology annotation, molecular function: DNA binding; zinc ion binding. The transcript is spliced from 2 exons. The record is from RefSeq and is a predicted model, not a curated record. Bases 181 to 687 code for a protein of 168 amino acids. NCBI's taxonomy places the organism in Eukaryota, Viridiplantae, Streptophyta, Magnoliopsida, Zingiberales, Zingiberaceae.